This is a messenger RNA of Polypterus senegalus (gray bichir), 1483 nucleotides long. RefSeq lists its product as uncharacterized. The transcript has 3 exons. Bases 22 to 921 code for a protein of 299 amino acids. NCBI's taxonomy places the organism in Eukaryota, Metazoa, Chordata, Cladistia, Polypteriformes, Polypteridae. The record is from RefSeq and is a predicted model, not a curated record.
UUCUGGUCAUGUGGCAGCGGAAUGGCCGCCUCCAUGGAAGGUAGCAUUAAGAGCGAAUUCCCAUGGAGCAAACAACGGGUUCACGAGUUGAUCGGACUUUACGAGGAAGAGCAGGUGCUCUGGAAUGGCAAAUGCAAGGAUUAUCACAACAAGAGCCAGCGACAGGCCGCCCUCGAUCGGCUGGCAGCGAAACUUAACGUGCCAGUCAAUGAAGUCAAUAAAAAGCUCAUGAAUUUGAGGACAUAUUACAGCAAGGAGCUGGCAAAAGUGAAGAAAUCAAGAGUACGUGCAGGUGGUAGUGGUGAAGUCUAUCGCUCACAGUGGCCUUUCUUUGACCACAUGGACCUCUUUCUCAGCACACAGGUGGUACCAAGGAAAUCUACUGUUCUGGAGCUGAUGGAAGUAAACGGAGAUAAUGGGGAAAGUGAUUUAAGAAAGCCUGUCAUCGAAGAUUCCAAUCUGGCUGCAAGCUCCAAUACAAACAAAGUGGCAUCGGCUGAUCAUCUACAGCCCCACAAGAAGUUUAAACCAGACCUGUUACUGGAGGAAUCGGUCAGUUCAUACAGGACCACUUCAGUAGCAGUUCCUGUCCCUGCUCCAGUAGUAGUAACAGCAGCAGCAGCACCCCGGGGAGAUGAUGAAGAUGACAUUUUCGGAAAGCAUGUGGCUAACGAACUACGUCUCAUUGGUAACUUGCGGGCAAAGCAAUUUGCAAAACUUCAGAUCCAGAACAUUUUAUUUGAGGCCCAGUUUGGGUAUUCUCAACCACCUCAGUUUAUGACUAACUUUGAAAAUCAAACUAUGGACACCCCUUCUGACUCAGACUGUCCUGAUAACUCUCGGAGAUCAGCAUGCACUUCUGUGUCACGCAGGGAAAAGCAGAUGUCCCGGCUGUAUAGAAAUCACGACACUACAGAUUGAUGUCGGGGAAGGCCCUUCACACUGUGAAUUUGAUUCAGCUCUAGUUUCAACACUAAACCAUCCUACCUCACUUCUAUUCUAAAUGCAAACUGUGCAAGUAAAAUUCAGGCAAUAGCACUUCUAGACGCAACUCCGUUUUUAACACGUGCAUUUAGUAGAAAGUGUGCUUUGGUCCUGAAGCCUAAAACUAAAACUGUUUUUAUAGAAACUUUUACCUUUAGCUACACUUGUGCAAUUGUUAAUUUCUUAAAUGCCCAGGAUCUAACAUGUGACUGCACGUUUUCUGAGCCACUGCUGGAAAUGUAGAAAAUAGUAUUUACCUUGUUUUUUGCACAUAAAUAAGGGUGUUAAACCAUUUAUUUCCUUGAGACUCAUCCUCUAAUUUUUAGAUUUUAUUAUAAACAAGUAACCUCUUAGAAGCCCUGUUUGAAACCUAACUUUUACAAAAUCUGAAGGAAAGAAAACCUUAAGCACGUUUGACAUAAUUGUAACAGUUAAUAAGCUGUAUGAAACCUGACUAUGUUUUCAUUUAAACCAACAAUAAAAUUUUGGUGGACUUUUA